Molecule: messenger RNA, 2867 nt
Organism: Cajanus cajan (pigeon pea)
Lineage: Eukaryota; Viridiplantae; Streptophyta; Magnoliopsida; Fabales; Fabaceae
Gene: FTIP1
Product: C2 calcium/lipid-binding plant phosphoribosyltransferase family protein
Source: RefSeq, a predicted model, not a curated record
CAAAACUUAACUCUCACAUCUCUAUUUCGGCAUCAACCAAAUAAAAAAGAAAUAAAAAAAAAAUCUCUAUUUUGUAGAGGUCCAAUUAAAGCAAAUCUUUCUCCAAUUUCCAAGUGCUGCUAUUCCAAGUACUUGUGCUAGUUCUCAUCUUCAUUAGCAAAUCACUACACUUGCUCAAUUGUGAAAGACACAUAGAAGUUGCAGCAAUAAUAUUCCAUUCACCACACGACACAUGAACGUAGAGGUUGAGCAUCAAGAAGAAAUUUGAGAGGUGAAUUUUCCAAUUCCAAAGUCUGCAACACUAUGAGUUCUUCUCAAGCAGCAGCAAAGCCAAACCAAGAGGACUACAAGUUGAAGGACACAAAGCCAGAACUUGGAGAGCGUUGGCCACAUGGAGGGCAACGUGGAGGGAGUGGUUGGAUCUACAGUGAGAGAGCCACAAGCACUUAUGACUUGGUGGAGCAAAUGUUCUACCUCUAUGUUCGCGUUGUGAAGGCCAAGGACCUUCCACCAAACCCUGUCACCAGCAACAUUGACCCUUAUGUUGAGGUCAAGGUUGGUAACUACAAGGGCAAAACAAGGCACUUUGAGAAGAAGACCAACCCUGAGUGGAAGCAGGUUUUUGCAUUCUCAAAGGAGAAGAUUCAGUCCUCGGUUGUUGAGGUUUUUGUGAGGGACAAAGAUAUGGUGGCUAGAGAUGAGUACAUUGGGAAAGUGGAGUUUGACAUGCAUGAAGUUCCAACAAGGGUUCCCCCAGAUAGCCCUUUAGCUCCUCAGUGGUAUAGGUUGGAGAAUCUGAGAGGGGAAACAAGGAGUAGAGGAGAAAUCAUGCUUGCUGUUUGGAUGGGGACACAAGCUGAUGAAGCAUUUCCUGAGGCAUGGCAUUCAGAUUCAGCUUCAGUUAAGGGAGAGGGUGUUUAUAAUAUAAGGUCAAAGGUUUAUGUUAAUCCUAAAUUAUGGUAUCUCAGGGUUAAUGUGAUUGAAGCUCAAGAUGUUGAGCCUAAUGACAAAAGCCAGCCACCCCAAGUUUUUGUUAAGGGUCAAGUUGGACAGCAAGUGCUUAAAACUAAGUUGUGUCCAACAAAAACACCAAACCCAAUGUGGAAUGAGGAUUUGGUGUUUGUCGCAGCAGAACCCUUUGAGGAACAGCUUGUGCUAACAGUGGAGAAUAAGGCCUCUCCCGGGAAAGAUGAGGUUGUGGCUAAAAUAAGUUUGCAACUUAACAAGUUUGAGAUUCGUUUGGAUCACCGACCAGUGCACUCACAUUGGUACAACCUUGAGAGGUUUGGCUUUGGUGUGUUGGAGGGUGACAAGAGGAAUGAGACAAAGUUCUCGAGUAGGAUUCACCUAAGGGUGUGUCUUGAGGGUGCUUAUCAUGUGCUGGAUGAAUCCACAAUGUAUAUUAGUGACACAAGGCCAACUGCUAGACAGCUUUGGAAGCAACCAAUUGGGAUUCUUGAAGUGGGGAUAUUGAGUGCUCAAGGGCUCCAAUCUAUGAAGACAAACAAUGGUAAAGGUUCAACAGAUGCAUAUUGUGUGGCCAAGUAUGGUCAGAAAUGGGUGAGAACUAGGACAAUCACCGAGAGCUUCAAUCCAAAGUGGAAUGAGCAAUACACAUGGGAAGUGUAUGACCCUUGCACUGUCAUAACUUUUGGGGUCUUUGACAACAGCCAUUUGGGAGGAUCUCAGCAAGGAAGUGGAGCCAAAGUUGACUCAAGAAUUGGCAAGGUGAGGAUUCGUUUGUCUACAUUGGAAAUGGAUAGGAUCUACACUAACUCAUACCCUCUACUUGUUCUGAAACCCUCUGGAUUGAAGAAGAUGGGAGAACUUCAAUUGGCUAUUCGUUUCACAUGUCUCUCCAUGGCUCACAUAAUCUACCUUUAUGGACACCCUUUGUUGCCAAAGAUGCAUUACUUGCAUCCAUUCACUGUGAACCAGUUAGACAGUUUGAGGUACCAAGCUAUGAACAUUGUGGCAGUUAGGCUUGGAAGGGCAGAACCACCUCUUAGGAAAGAGGUUGUGGAGUACAUGCUUGAUGUGGACUCUCACAUAUGGAGCAUGAGAAGAAGCAAGGCCAAUUUCUUCAGAAUUGUGUCACUCUUUUCAGGUGCAAUAUCUAUGAGUAAGUGGCUAGGUGAGGUGGAAAAGUGGAAGAAUCCAGUGACCACAAUCCUAGUGCAUGUACUCUUUUUCAUCUUGAUAUGCUACCCUGAAUUGAUCCUCCCCACCAUGUUCCUCUACAUGUUUCUCAUUGGAAUAUGGAACUUCAGGUAUAGACCAAGGCACCCUCCUCACAUGGACACAAAGCUUUCUUGGGCAGAAGCAGCACACCCUGAUGAACUUGAUGAAGAGUUCGACACUUUUCCCACCUCAAAGGCUCAGGAUGUGAUCAGAAUGAGGUAUGAUAGGCUCAGGAGUGUGGCGGGGAGAAUACAAACUGUGGUUGGAGACAUUGCAACUCAAGGUGAGAGGUUUCAUGCAUUGCUCAGUUGGAGAGACCCAAGAGCCACAAGCCUAUUUGUGAUUUUCUGCCUCGUUACUGCUGUGGCUUUGUAUGUGACACCUUUCAAGGUUGUGGCUUCAGUUGGUGGCAUUUUCUGGCUUAGGCACCCCAGGUUUAGAAGCAAGCUACCAUCUGUGCCUAGUAAUUUCUUCAAGAGGUUGCCAUCUCGUGCUGAUGGCAUGCUUUAAGUCUCCAAAUGAAUCAUAGAGAAGAGAUGUCUUUGUGUUGUGUUAUUGUAUUGUUGAUUUUUAUACUUUUUGUUUAGUGCAGAGUUACCUUGGGUUUUCAUCUUGUCAGAAAAUUUUUAAUUCUUGUGCUAUAUGGGACUGCCAUUCACAAUAAAGCUAAAUACCAACCAGCAUCA